UUAGCUAUGAUAUUUAUGCGAAUUUAUAAAUUGGGUGAGACGAGGUCAAGCCAAACGACUACGAGGCAGACAAAGCAGCGAAGAAAACCCAAACCAAGUGCCCUUCUCUGGGAUUCGAUUUCGAGAUGGGGGACAAUCUGAUGGAUAAAGUCAGCGCCUUUGGUGAGCGCCUGAGGAUCAGUGGAGCUGAGGUGGGACAGAAGAUGAAAACUGGCAUGAGUUCUAUGUCCCUCAAGAUGAAAGAGCUAUUCCAAGGUCAGAACCAAGCAGAGAAGAUGGUUGAAGAGGCCACUGCAGAGACGUUGGAGGGACCUGAUUGGUCUAUCAAUCUUGAGAUCUGUGAUUUGAUCAAUGGUGAAAAGGUCAACAGUGUUGAACUGAUACGGGCUAUCAAGAAUCAGAUCAUGUUGAAGAAUCCAAGAGUUCAAUAUCUUGCGUUGGUUCUUCUUGAGACCUGUGUUAAGAACUGUGAGAAGGCCUUCUCAGAAGUUGCUUCUGAGAGGGUCCUGGAUGAGAUGGUCAAAUUGAUCGACAACCCGCAAACUGUAGUGAACAAUCGCAAUAAAGCGCUGCUUCUAAUUGAAGCAUGGGGAGAAUCAGGAAAUGAACUACGAUACCUUCCGGUGUACGAGGAAACUUACAAGAGUUUAAAAUCAAGAGGUGUUCGUUUUCCUGGACGUGAUGAUGAGAGUUUGGCUCCAAUAUUUACCCCACCACGUUCAGUUCCAGAAACAGAGAAUCUGUCUCAGGAGGCUUAUAAUGAUGUUCCUGUGCAAAGCUUUUCUCCUGAACAAAUAAAAGAAGCAUUUGAUGUGGCUCGAAACAGCAUUGAACUCCUUUCAACGGUUUUGUCAUCUUCCCCACAGCAAGAUGCUUUAAAGGAUGACCUGACAACCACCCUUGUGCAACAGUGCCGCCAAUCUCAGUUCACCAUCCAAAAGAUCAUAGAAACAGCUGGUGAUAGUGAGUCUACGCUCUUUGAGGCCUUGAACGUGAAUGAUGAACUUCAGAAGGCCCUGACCAAGUAUGACGAUCUGAGAAUGCCACCUGUUGUGCAGUCUGAACCAGAGCCUGCAAUGAUACCAGUUGCUGUAGAACCUGAAGACUCUCCUCGGCUCAGCAAAGAGGAGGUGCUUGUUAGAAGAUCGGCGGCCUCCCGAGCACAAGGUGGAGAUGAUAAUAUGAUGGAUGACCUUGAUGAGAUGAUAUUUGGUAAGAAAGGAGGCGACUCAUCUGAAGGUCAGGAUCCCAAAAAAAAGCAGCAGAAGGAUGAUCUUAUCACCUUCUAAAAGUCGUUUUUUUUUUUUUUUUUCCCACUCCCACACUGUUUCUAGGUUUGAGGCCAAUUGUAGAGAUAGUUGAUUGGCCUUGCUGGUUGUAGACUUGAAUAUUUGAUGAUUUGUCAGAUAAAUGAUUGAUACAUGCGUUGAAAUGGAACAUUCCAUAUCACGAUAAAA
Molecule: messenger RNA, 1457 nt
Organism: Elaeis guineensis (African oil palm)
Lineage: Eukaryota; Viridiplantae; Streptophyta; Magnoliopsida; Arecales; Arecaceae
Product: TOM1-like protein 1
Biological process (GO): protein transport to vacuole involved in ubiquitin-dependent protein catabolic process via the multivesicular body sorting pathway
Molecular function (GO): ubiquitin binding; phosphatidylinositol binding
Source: RefSeq, a predicted model, not a curated record